AGAGAGAUGUAAACAUUGGAGUUCCAAAAUUCCGUCAAGUUAACGGAAGGAAAUAUCAUAACAUAGAAAACUCAAAGUAUCCGUUUCCAAGUGAUGACGAAGAAUUAGAUCGACAGCAUCUUCAACAUUUUUUACUUAGAUAUCUUUGGGAAGGUAACUUCUCUGCUCCGGUCGAACAUAUCUUAAACAACGAAUAUUCAAAGGUUCUUGACGUUGGAUGUGGUGCCGGUACCUGGGCGUUGGAAAUUGCGACAAAUUAUCAAAUUAUUGAAAUCAUAGGAAUGGACAUCUCACCU
Acaulospora morrowiae is the source of this 296-nucleotide messenger RNA. The record is from the annotation of a GenBank genome assembly. NCBI's taxonomy places the organism in Eukaryota, Fungi, Glomeromycota, Glomeromycetes, Diversisporales, Acaulosporaceae.